Molecule: messenger RNA, 1266 nt
Organism: Dichomitus squalens LYAD-421 SS1
Lineage: Eukaryota; Fungi; Basidiomycota; Agaricomycetes; Polyporales; Polyporaceae
Product: Pex19-domain-containing protein
Exons: 5
Coding region: 155-1186 (343 amino acids)
Biological process (GO): protein import into peroxisome membrane
Cellular component (GO): peroxisomal membrane; peroxisome
Source: RefSeq, a predicted model, not a curated record
UCUACACAGGCGUGCUCAUAUACAAGAAACUCGCUGUCUGGAAGAACCAGGGCAUCUGAAGCGCACCGGUUAUUUCGAUCGCGUUCCGAACCGGAGCCGUACAGCAGUGAUCCAGGAUAUUUGAGGCGAGCUUUCUGUAACAGACCGUACGAUCAUGGUUGCACCACCUCCUCGCAAGGUCACCGUGGAGGAAGACGACCUGGACGACUUGGACGACGUCCUUGAGCAAUUCAGCGCGCCACCGAAGCCUGCCGCUCAGCCCGCCACAGCACCUUCGUCAUCGUCCAAGUCUCCACCUCCCGCAUCUUCCAAGGAUGCUGCAGCGCCCCCAUCGACACAGCCCCAGCCAAAACCCACAGACCCGCUCGGGAUGGACGGGCUCGACGACGACUUCGCGCGCGAGCUCAUGAAAGGCAUGGAGUCCCUCUUCCGGGACGUCGCACAGGGCGCGGGGCUCGACGACGUCCCCCACCCGGAGGACGCGCCCGAAGACGACAGCCCGAUGACGGCCGAGGAGCGGCAAAAGGUGUUCCAGAAGGCGUGGGAGGCCAUGCUCAUCGACAGCCUGAACGAGCAGUUUAGCCCGGAGGAGGUCGCCGCGCUCAAGAGUGGCGGCAAGGGCAAGGAGGCGGAGGGUCCAGCGAAGCCCGUGGGGGCGAACGCUGGUCCGCCGCAGUCGUUCCAGGAGAAUAUCGAGCGGGCGAUGCACAAGCUGAAGGAGAGCAACCAGAAGGCAGAUGAGGCUUCCGCGACGGGUGCUGGCGGGCUUGAAGAUAUGUUCGCUCGGUUGGCAAAUAUGACCUCGCAGGAUUCCGAGGAGGAGAUGAAGGGUAUGCUCGAGACGAUGAUGUCGUCGCUCAUGAGCAAAGACGUGUUGUAUGAGCCGCUGAAGGAGUUGCAUGAGAAGUUCCCCGGGUACCUCAAGGAACACGACGCGACACUCAGCGCGGAGGACAAGACGCGGUAUCAGACGCAGUUCAAGAUCGUAGCGCAAAUAGUCACUAUCUUCGAGGACCCAAGCUACUCUGAAGACGAUCCGCAAAGUGGCGUCAAAGUGGUCGAGUUGAUGCAGGAGAUGCAAGAUCACGGUUCACCGCCAUCAGAGAUCAUGGGCCCUCUGCCGCCAGGAUUCGAGCUUGGGACGGACGGACUCCCAAAGCUACCUGAAGGGUGCACUAUCGCAUGAUACCUCCGAAGAGGUGAUGGAAGGUAAUGACAAUGUACGAUCCGUUGUAGUAUCCCACAUAAUGAGAUAGGUACCUUCUU